AUUUCAAAUAUUGUUGGUAUAUAUUGUGUUUCCAACGGAAAAUUCAUUCGUAUAGAUGGAUAUAUGUUAUCAGGUGCUUUCAGUUCUAUAUCUAAAAUAUCAAGAAUAAAAUGUGCAGACAUGUGUCUCCAGACAUCUUGUUUGUCUAUCAACUACCACAGCCAGAAUGAGGAGUGUCAACUGAAUACAGACUCCCCCUACACCAACCCGGUGAUAGUACAGGAAGUACAAGACUGGGCAAUCUACUUCCUACAGAAAGACAAUGAUUGGGAGAUGGUUUUCAGGGCCAUGUCUAACAAUGGCCUUAGAACCGCAGACGCUUGGAUGGGUACGCCGCCUCCACCGACUCCAGUAGAGGAGGGAUGUCGUCUGCUUACAACAUCAUCCACGUGUACGUCCAUAUAUAGAAGCGAACACCUGAAUACGUGGAAUUCGGAAAACAUUUCUGAGGUUAAGCUAGAACUCUACAAAGCCGGUGUCAGAGUGGUAAACAUCCGCUUUGAUGGUAAAGGAUCGAAUUAUAUCGACUGGUUUGGGACCAACAGAUUGAUAGACAGUGGCUGGAAGACCAUGUCUAAAAGUCGCCUAUUCGAGCACUUCUCAAUCUAUGGGUUUUGUUGGAGGAAGUUUUACAUCAAUCAGAGCUUUGGGGGUUGCAGUAACGAUCAGGGAUGGAUGGUAGUGAUAGAUGUUAACUUAGAAUCUUGUAGUUGUCGUUAUGAUAUCCAAUCUGACAGACCUGCAUUCCUGUUCGCUCCAGGCGAGGAUAUCACACGAUGGAAUAAUCACAAUUAUGACAGAGCAGACGUGUUAGCAAUAUUUAUCAAACGCUGA
Messenger RNA from Ylistrum balloti, 834 nucleotides. RefSeq lists its product as uncharacterized. The transcript is spliced from 5 exons. Bases 64 to 834 code for a protein of 256 amino acids. NCBI's taxonomy places the organism in Eukaryota, Metazoa, Mollusca, Bivalvia, Pectinida, Pectinidae. The record is from RefSeq and is a predicted model, not a curated record.